Messenger RNA from Guillardia theta CCMP2712, 6582 nucleotides. RefSeq lists its product as hypothetical. Gene Ontology annotation, molecular function: microtubule plus end polymerase activity; microtubule plus-end binding. The record is from RefSeq and is a predicted model, not a curated record. The transcript is spliced from 22 exons. Gene Ontology annotation, biological process: microtubule polymerization; mitotic spindle organization; centrosome duplication. Gene Ontology annotation, cellular component: spindle pole; centrosome; microtubule plus-end. Bases 1 to 6582 code for a protein of 2193 amino acids. NCBI's taxonomy places the organism in Eukaryota, Cryptophyceae, Pyrenomonadales, Geminigeraceae.
AUGCUGGGACCGGGAAAGUUCAGCGACUUCGAUGAUACCGCGGGAGGGGACGGAGAGAACGGCCAAGGGCAGGCGGACCUGGACAUGGGUGCCCUUGAGUCGAAGUUUGCAAGCAAGAAUUGGAAGGAUCGCAGCGACUGCCUGGUAGCUGUAGCCGCCAAGGUCAGGAGCGGUUUCAAAGGAUGCAAGGAGGAAGAGGUAAUGCGCUAUGUUCUCGAAGGCGUCGAUGAUUCCAAUGUGAUUGUGCAAGAGAAAGGCAUUGAGGCGGCGGUGUGCUUCAUUGAAAAUGCUUCCGAGCAUUCGAUGAAGGAAAUUAGCCCGCAGUUGUCAGCCAGGCUCGUUUACAAGGGGCUGGUUCAAGCCAAAUGUCGAGGCAAAGCACAGAGAGCUUUGCUGCAGAUGUGCAAGCUUCAUUCCAACGUGGUGGUCACCGAACUGAUGGCAGCCGCUUCUUCGAAACAGCCGAAGAUAGCUGCCGCCGCCGUGGAGUCCCUGCGGAUUUACUUGCAGUCGGAAGGAUUGCCCACCUUUGACAAGGCGCUGUUGAAGGAGAUCAUAUCGCUUUCUGUGCAGCUCUUCGAUAGCACCGUGACCUCUGUGAGAGCUGAAGCACUCCCCAUCGCCCUGUCAAUCUUCAAAGUCUUUGGCUCGUCUCUCAGGGAAAAGUAUCAAAAUCUGCGGCCUGCGCAGCAGAAGGAAAUCGAUGACGCACUAGCACAAAUGGAGAAGUCGAGCGUGGAAAUCAAGGAGAAUGAGGACCCAGCAGAUACAACGGGUCGCGAUCAGAACCUUGGACAGGGGUCGGACGUCAAGGCCAUGGAAGAUCAACCAGUCCAAACUCUCCCAGAGCUGGACCUGUGGGAGAUUUCAGAUCCUGUGAAUGUUUUGAAGCAGAUCCCAGAGGAUUGGUGUCAGCAAGUGACCUCUGAGCCAAAAUGGCAAAUCAGACUCGAGAAAUUGAAUACUUUGAUGGAACUUUCAAAGGUGCCAAGGAUAGCUCCUGGAGAUUACGGGGAGAUUGUAAAAACUCUACUCAAACUUUUCAACGAUUCGAUGGUACUGGUUGUUUCCACCGCUGCAACUUGCAUUUCAAAUCUAGCAGGAGGACUUCGCAAGUCUUUUUCUCCAUAUGCAAGAUUGUGUAUUGGACCCCUACUGGAUCAUUUUCGAGACAAAGAUCGCCGAGUGACCGAAGCGCUGCAUGCUGCGUUCCUUUCGUUGUAUCCUAGUUCCUUGUGUGCAGACGAUGUGUUGGACGAAAUUUCCAAAGUUCUCGAACCCAAAAUUAGUAUCAAGGCUAAGAUUGAGGCGGUGAAAUUGCUUCAAGUGUUGGUAGAGCGCAGAAAAGCUGAUGAUUUGAGCCUCUGGGUGAAGCAUUUGGUUGAAGUCAUUGGAAAAGCAACGAAUGACAAUGCAUCCGAGGUUCGAGAUGCAGCAAAGGCCUCAAUGUCGUGUCUCGCGUCUGCAGCUGCUGUAGAGAAUCUUCAUAUUCCAAUGGAGAUAUUGGACGAGAAGCUGAGAGCACGCCUGGAGUCCAGGCAGAAUGAAGAGACUGCUGAAAGCUCAACAAGUCAGCGAACCAAAUCUGUUCCUUCCUCACCAGCGAGGAAUUCUCCGAGCGUCAAGACGAGAAGUAAACCGAGAUUGCUCACGCUGGAAGAUGAUGCAGGCAACCCGAAGGAAGUGAUUGGAAGAGCAAAAUCUAGUCCGAAGCUAUCGCCUGCGAAAGGUCAUGGAAGGGAGGCGACCAAAGUCGAAGCUACACCAUUGGGAAGUAAAGCUCGAGAAAGCUCGAAUGCGGUCAAAAAAGCGAAGGAUACAGCAAGCAGCACGUCAGUCACAGCCCUGAAAGAUGAGGAGUUAGAGAGUUUUGCUAAAGAAGCAAUCAACACCAAGUAUCCCAACAUGCUCGAGCGACUGGAAACUGGGGCAUGGAAGGAUAAGCUUGAAGCUCUCACAGAACUCGAGAACGUCACCAAGAUAGAGGAGUUUAUGGGCCAAGAGAACAUUGCUCAGGCAUUAUUGAGGCUACUGACUGCAAUGUUCAUCGAUCGCAAAGAAACCAACAUGCAGGUCUUGGCUAAAGUCUUUCAGAUUGCUGCAGAUCUGUUCUUGAAGCGUUCGUUGCAAAGCAUGAACCUCAUCGAAAGCUACAUCCCGGUACUUGUUGACAAAUUUUCUGACGCCAAGCAAGUUGUGACCGACUGUCUCUUAAAUUUUGGAGAGGCGAUCAAUCCAAAGCAAGUUCUGGAUGCUGUGAUCGAUCAAGUCAGUCAACACAAGAAUCCAAAGGUGCAUUCCGAAGCUCUUGCCUUCUGUCAAGUAUAUUGUUUGGAAUUCGGAUUCUCUGUUUUGGAUCCAAAGAUGCUCUUGGGAUUCAUCAAGAACAUGCUGACCUCGCCAAAUCCAACGGUGAAAAAGAGCUCAAUCGAAAUACUUAAGACCAUGCGAAUCCAUCUUGGUUCUGACAUCCGAAACUUCUUGACGGAUGUAAAGCCAGCUUUACUUACAGUGAUAGAUGAGGCGUUCAGCUCCAUUCCUGAAUUGCAAGAAGCGCCCAUGUCAACAACAGCAGCCCCUCGACGUGUCUGCAAGGCUUCGGGCAAGGAGAAAGAAUUGCUCACUGAUGACGCAUCAUUCAAGGCAACACCGCUUGCAACCAUUGUCCAUAAAUCGUUGGAAGGGCUCUCGAACAGCAACUGGAAGGAUCGCCACAGUUCUCUGAUUGCCAUUGAAGACGCUUUGAAGAAAGCGAAACCACUGGGCCAUCAAGGACCAUACGUGGACGUCAAUGGUGGAGAAUUCUGGACACAGCUCAAGGCAAGAUUGCGAGAUAGCAAUAAGAAUAUUGUCAUGCUGUCGAUCUCGUUGCUCAGCCAGUUGACGGAAGCGAUUGGGCCCAACAUGGAGAAAGUGAACAAGAUUGUGCUGCCCUCCCUGUUUCCCCUCAUAGGAGACAAUAAGAAGGUCGUAAGAGAUGCGGUUCUUGAAUGCAUGAAGACGCUGUCAAAGAACCUUUCUCCCGAUAUCAUUGUUCGUCAUGCGCAUUUCGCUCUUUCAGUAGAAGCUCCCGCCGGUCGUGAGGAUGCAACGAGAUGGAUGGCUGAUUUUCUUCAGAACAUGGAUAAGAAGACUGACUUAGAUCUGUCUAGCCUUCUCCCACCGAUUAUAGAUAGCUUGCAACACAGGAACGCUGAGAUUCGGGCAGCAGCGGAGAGAUGCCUGGUUCCCAUCAUUUCUUUGAACGGCACAGAAACGUUAGAGAAGAUCAUCAGAGAUCAGAAGCCUGCUCUAGCAGAAACCCUUCAAGCUGUUUGUAGCAGGGCAGCGCAAGAAGCAAACGAAGAGGGCUCUUCCAGUCAUGCGGCAGGACAUCACUUGCAGGACAGACCGCCCCAUCGAUCGUCGCCAAGUAGCCCUGACCCUCAAGACUCCAACGGAAGGGUUUUGAGCGCCCAUAGGCCUCCCUCGCCUCAACUUUCUUCAUCCAUGAGAUCGCCCAUACAGGACAGAAGAGAUGGGAACGUGCGGAGCUCGCUGUUGUCAAGGAACAUCUCAAGCGCGAAGUUCAGAGAGAAAGACAGCGAAACACGGAAUUCUCGUAAGAGUCUUUCGUUGAGCAGGCCUUCAACUGCCACAUCCAUGGUAAGAAAAAGUAUUCUGAAGCCUGACGCUAUGGAGAACAUUUCAUCCUCCCAAGGAUCUGCCGCAUCUGCACCUUCAAACUUGAAUCAAAGGAUUUUUCGGCGAACCAAUCAAAAGGACCUGAGAGAAAAGCGACAUGGGAAAUUCAAAUGGAUACUUGACAACGCCAAAGAGGUCGAAAGUUUGGUACAAGCCAUGAGCGAGCAGAUGUUUCAAUGUAUAGAUUCUGAAAUACACUCGAAACUUUUCUCUAAGGAAUUCAAAAAGCAAGUGGAAGGCAUGAGAAUUAUGGGGAAUUCAUUUCAAAUUGAAGCUGAAGAGGUGAUUGACAAUCUGGAUAUGAUCCUGAAAUUUUGCUCCUUGCGUCUGGUUGGCAAAGGAAACAACACAAUUGUUGUGUUGGCAGUUUUGGACUUGUUGAGGAAUCUGUUUGAUUUCUUGACCAAGGAAAACUACUGCCUAUCUGACUAUGAAGCGCAAAUGUGCUUGCCUUGCCUGAUGGAAGAAGUCGGAGCCAACAACGAGAACGUCCGCAAGCAGAUCCGAGAAGCUCUUCUGAUCCUUGUUGCGCUGUAUCCAGCGAGCAAGUUCUUCAAUCUCCUUCUGGAUACUUUGCUCCACACCCGAAAUCAACGGGCCAAGGCAGAAUGUCUUUCUGUAGCCUGCUACAUGGUUCAAGAAAAAGGAUUGGACGAGGUCACGAGUAAUCCGGGCAAGGUGAUAUCGACUAUAGGUACCUUUGUUUCGGAGAGAGAUGCGUCAGUUAGAAAUUCGGCCAUCGAGUUCAUUAUUGCGGUAUACAGCAUGAUCGGUGAAAAGGUCUGGAAGCACCUGAGUAAGUUGGAGAUCAAGGACAAGGACCUGAUAGACACAAAACUGAACAAAAUGAAACUCUGCCGGGGGUCGAUGAAAGAACCCUCCCCUUCCAAUUACCCUCAUGAGAGAUUGCCCCGUCAUGAAAGCGAUUCAGAAUCGCCACUGACGGUGAAGGAACAUGGCUUUGCGGUUAGGUCCUCCAUGGAAAUGAAAUCUCAUUCCUUGCAUGGCGACAAGAAUGUUUCUGUGCACAAGCCGAUGGUAGACUUGAUCAGUGUGGACCCGUUCAAGCCUUCCAGAUCGGCUCAUGGGGAAAGGCGCUUCGAAUCAGCAGAGAAAUCAUUGUUUUGUGAUCAAAACAUGCACAAUAUGAUCUGCUCAUUGAUCGACGACAUUCGUGCGAGCUCAACAGCUCGAGAGCAAGCAGCAGCUGUUCUUCAACUAUGUGACAUCAUCGACUCCAUCAAGACAAGAGGGGACGCGGACGAAGUCCUAGCUCAUGUGGACAUCAUUGUUGAUACUCUUAUCACACUUGUCGGUGAGAGUAUUGCAACUGGGGGGACUUGGGAUGAUACGGAUACACGGAAAGGAGUCACAGAUGCCCUUCGCUCCCUUCACUACUUGUUGUCAAGCGUCCCCACAGCGGCCAAGACUGUGAGCGACAGGGUCUUAAGUCGUCUCAUGGAAGAAUUGUUAUGGACCUUGCAUGAUCCGCAUCUCCACGACGACGAGAUGAUGGAGCAGGUUGUUCGCUCUAUGAAUGAGCUGGUCGUGGAUGUGCUUCACUUCGCGCGGCCGAAUGCAGUUUUUACCAUCCUGAUCAACUUUCUUUACGAUCAAGCUCCUUUGUCGGGCCUUCGGGAACCAACUCUUGAUUUCAUUGAUGGUGUCUUGCGGUGUCUGUUGGAAAUGACUAGGAGAAUUUCAACUUUCCUGGACGACAUGAACAUCGACGUUCUUCUGAGAGACAUACACAAGUUCUUGACUGCACACCCGCCGUCCCAAUACAAAGGGAAGGAAUUCAGGCCCCUGCGUCUGUUGAAGAUGAUUUUGAACGAGUUGGUCAAGCUGAAAGGGACAGCUAUCAAGAAUCAUCUGACUUUGAUACCUGUUCACAGCAAUCCCAUCCUUUGCUCUUACCUUGAGCUGGUGUUCAAACAACAAGGCGCAAAGAUGACCAAGGAAAGCUCCGAAUCGUUUUCAAGGGUGCACAGCAUAUUUGACCAGAUAGUCAGCAAGGACUCCUCUGUUGCACGAUCCGGCUUCGAGAGCUUGCACGACUAUAUCCAGGAGAACGACGACUUUGAUCUGGAUGACUACAUGUCGGAUCGCCCAGCAGACUUCCGAGUCCACGUCAAGAGAGGCCUGGCAAAGAUACACGCACGAGUGGAGAGCAAGCAUGGCUCAUGUUGCGAGCAACAGGAUGACAGUUCGCAGGACGAAACGUCGAUGGAGACCAGCGCUGCAGAGGAGAAGAAGCACUUGACGUGCUUCAAAGGUCCCUCCGCAACUUCGCCGUUGAUCCAAAAGUUUCACCAGCUCCGUUCGCUGCUUGCGAAUCAGAGGUUCCGAGCUGCACAAACGGUCUUCGUUCCUGAGCCUGCAGGAGAGGCUAGCAAAGCUGAAGCUGGAGAAGUCCUUGGAGCCAAGUCCUUGAGGCCGCAGGGGCCAUGCAGCAUUCUAGGAGCAGCUGAGCUGUUCAACCUCGAGCUGAUGAGGCUGCAUGUCCGGUUGGGCUGCCUCUACCGCUCCUACACCGACAAUGUCGUGGACGAACGUUCACACUUCCGCAAGGCCUUGGAGUGCAUCAAGAGUUUCGAGGUCUCCCGGGGCGCCGAUGAGAUCAAAUCGUACAUGUCCCUGAUGAUAUCGGAGACUUUCGUUCGGGAGGGGGACCUCAAGCAAGCGCAUGCGUUCCUGUCUGCCGCACUCGAGCAUGCACUAAGUUCUGAGUCCAGAGACUGCGUGAGCUACGUUGCUCUCGUGCAGAGCUCCGUGCAUGUCAUGCAGGGGGACAUUGAGGGCGCCAGGUGCUGCAUCAAGGUUGCGAUUGACAAGGAGAGCAGCAGUGACAAGACUGCCAUCUGCUGCCUGGCUGCCGCCCACAUAGAGCUCAGGUGA